Messenger RNA from Herpailurus yagouaroundi (jaguarundi), 1215 nucleotides. RefSeq names its product keratin-associated protein 10-7-like. Gene Ontology annotation, cellular component: keratin filament. The record is from RefSeq and is a predicted model, not a curated record. The transcript has a single exon. NCBI's taxonomy places the organism in Eukaryota, Metazoa, Chordata, Mammalia, Carnivora, Felidae. Bases 1 to 942 code for a protein of 313 amino acids.
AUGGCCGCGUCCACCCUGUCCGUCUGCUCCAGCGACCUGAGCUAUGGCAGCCGCGUCUGCCUGCCCGGGGCCUCGGACUCCUGCCCCGACCCCUCCUGGCAGGUGGACGACUGCCCAGAGAGCUGCUGCGAGCCCCCGUGCUGUGCCCCGGCCCCCUGCCUGACCCUCCUGUGCGGCCCCUCCUCCCCCUGCCAGGGAGACUGCUGCACCCCUGCGUGCUGCAAGCCCGUCUGCUGCACCCCUGUGUGCUGCAAGCCCGUCUGCUGCACCCCUGUCUGCUGUGAGGACUCCCCCUGCACAACCUCUUCAUGCUGCCAGCUGUCCUGCGGCCCCUCCUCCCCCUGCCAGGGAGACUGCUGCACCCCUGCGUGCUGCAAGCCCGUCUGCUGCACCCCUGCGUGCUGCAAGCCCGUCUGCUGCACCCCUGUCUGCUGCAAGCCCGUGUGCUGCACCCCUGUCUGCUGCCAGGACUCCCCCUGCACAACCUCUUCAUGCUGCCAGCUGUCCUGCGGCCCCUCCUCCCCCUGCCAGGGAGACUGCUGCACCCCUGCGUGCUGUAAGCCCGUCUGCUGCACUCCUGUUUGCUGCAAGCCCGACUGCUGCACCCCUGUCUGCUACAAGCCCGUGUGCUGCACCCCUGUCUGCUGCCAAGACUCCCCCUGCACAACCUCUUCAUGCUGCCAGCUGUCCUGCGGCCCCUCCUUCCCCUGCCAGGGAGACUGCUGCACCCCUGAGUGCUGCAAGCCCGUCUGCUGCACCCCUGUGUGCUGCAAGCCCGUCUGCUGCACCCCUGUUUGCUGUGAGGACUCCCCCUGCUCAGCCCCCUCCUGCUGCCAGCCCAGCCCCUGCUGCAGACCCUCCUCCUGCGUGUCCCUGCUCUGCCGCCCCGUGUGCCCCCGCCCUGCCUGCUGCGUGCUCGCCUCGGGCCAGUCCUGCUGCUGAUGGGCACGUCCCCCCACUGCUACUAGGACUCCCACCCAAAGUAUUCGGAGCCUCGAGCCCAGUCUGGGGUCUCCUUCUGCCCCCAGGUGCCCACCGCAGCAGACAAGGCUGAGCCCUCACUGUCGGGCUGGCCCCCUGGGGCAGCUGCAGCUUCCCGAGGGCCCUGUGUGUCACCCGGUGUCCUCCUCUCUAUCAUAGCCGGAUUGAGGUCACUUUGUCCUGUCCUACGUGAGCGACCUAUCUGUUAACCAAUAAAGUCACCGUCAGCCCCUC